Mercurialis annua (annual mercury) is the source of this 2326-nucleotide messenger RNA. RefSeq names its product plastidic ATP/ADP-transporter. Gene Ontology annotation, biological process: nucleotide transport. Gene Ontology annotation, molecular function: ATP:ADP antiporter activity. Lineage: Eukaryota; Viridiplantae; Streptophyta; Magnoliopsida; Malpighiales; Euphorbiaceae. The coding region runs from base 220 to 2067 and encodes 615 amino acids. Gene Ontology annotation, cellular component: membrane. The record is from RefSeq and is a predicted model, not a curated record. The transcript has 5 exons.
CUUGUUUUUAAAUUUUAAAAAAGAUUUUUUUUUAUAUUGAGGUUGUUUUUCUCACUCAUUUUCAAACAAAAUUUUGAGGGUUUGUUUUUGAAGGUUUGGUAUAAAAAGAUAUUUUAUAUUAGCUGCAAAGAUUCUUCAAUCUCCUCUGUUUUAGCCACCACCUUAUCAUCUCUCUAUCUUUGAAAAACCAGGGAGGGUAGAGAGAUAAGAGAGUGAACCAUGGAGGCUGUUUUACAAGCUAAAGGGCUUCUCUCUCUGCCACCAAACCCUAUAACCAGAGCUUCUCUAUGCCCCUCACAUGGCUUAAAACACAGACUUUUUGCCACAAAACCGAACCCUUUAUCUGGGUUAUCUCUAUCCUCAAAUGGGCUCCCAAAAUUUCAAUCCUUUGUGUCAAAACCAAUUGGGUUCCCUUCAAAAGAUAGAAACUUUGGUGUUUGCAAAGCAGAAGCUGCUGCUGCUGAAGGGCAGCCUUUGUUUGGUGAACCUGAAAAGGCCAAACUUUUGGGUGUUGAAGUUGAAACUCUUAAGAAAAUUAUCCCACUUGGUUUGAUGUUUUUUUGUAUUUUGUUCAAUUAUACUAUUCUUAGGGAUACUAAGGAUGUGUUGGUUGUGACUGCUAAGGGGAGUAGUGCUGAGAUUAUACCAUUUUUGAAGACUUGGGUGAAUUUGCCUAUGGCUAUUGGGUUUAUGGUGUUGUAUUCUCAGUUGUCUAAUGUUUUGUCUAAGCAGGCUCUUUUUUAUACUGUGAUUUUUCCUUUUAUUGCUUUCUUUGGUGCUUUUGGGUUCCUUUUGUAUCCUCUUAGUAAUCAUAUUCACCCUGAAGCUUUUGCUGAUAAGCUGCUUAGUGUACUUGGUCCAAGGUUUCUUGGUCCUAUUGCUAUUCUGAGGAUUUGGACCUUUUGUUUGUUUUAUGUUAUGGCUGAAUUGUGGGGGAGUGUUGUUGUUUCUGUGCUCUUCUGGGGGUUUGCUAAUCAGAUUACUACCAUAGAUGAAGCAAAGAAAUUCUAUCCUUUGUUUGGACUUGGGGCAAAUAUUGCCUUAAUUUUCUCCGGCCGAACAGUGAAGUAUUUCUCCAAUUUGAGACAAAAUUUGGGUCCUGGAGUUGAUGGUUGGGCUGUCUCUCUCAAAGGGAUGAUGAGCAUUGUGGUAUUGAUGGGGUUUGCUAUCUGUUUCCUAUACUGGUGGGUGAAUAACUCUGUUGCUCUUCCAACACGUAGCAAGAAGAAGAAGGAAAAGCCAAAGAUGGGUACAAUGGAGAGCUUGAAAUUCCUCGUGUCUUCAAAAUACAUUAGAGAUCUUGCCACUUUGGUGGUUGCAUACGGUAUUAGCAUCAACCUGGUCGAGGUUACCUGGAAAUCAAAGCUCAAAGCACAGUUCCCAAGCCCGAAUGCAUAUUCUUCUUUUAUGGGCGACUUUUCAACUGCCACUGGAAUAGCAACAUUCAUUAUGAUGCUUCUUAGCCAGUUUAUUUUUGACAAAUAUGGAUGGGGAGCUGCAGCCAAAAUCACACCUACAGUCCUGCUUCUCACCGGAGUGGGUUUCUUCUCAUUACUUUUAUUCGGAGGUCCUAUUGCACCGAUCCUCACACAGUUUGGAAUGACUCCUCUUCUUGCUGCCGUAUACGUGGGUGCACUGCAAAACAUUUUCAGCAAGAGUGCCAAGUACAGUUUGUUCGACCCUUGCAAAGAAAUGGCCUAUAUUCCCUUGGAUGAGGAGACCAAGGUUAAAGGGAAGGCGGCCAUUGAUGUCGUCUGCAAUCCGUUGGGCAAGUCUGGAGGAGCUCUCAUCCAACAAUUUAUGAUCUUAACCUUCGGUUCACUUGCAAAUUCGACUCCAUAUCUCGGGGGAACCCUCCUAGUGAUUGUGCUUUUAUGGUUAGGGGCAGCGAGGUCUUUGGAUACUCAGUUUACUGCUCUGCGCCGAGAAGAAGAGCUUGAGAAGGAAAUGGAAAGAGCAGCUGUUAAGAUUCCGGUUGUAUCUCAAGAAAGCGAGAAUGGUUCAUUUCCAGGUGGUUCGCUGAAUGCGGCAAGAGAUGAAACAACCAGUUCAUCCGGAAAACAGUAAAACACAUCUUCCGUCAUUAAACCGUGGCAUAAUGGAAGAAUAAAUCGACGAAAUGAGAAGCGUCUUUAGCCGAAUUACGCCAUUGUAGGAAUUUUAUUUAUAGAAAAAUAAUAGCUGAAGUGGUAUGCAUUCUAUUGUUUCUUUUGAAGUCCACUAUUUUGGUAGGGGAUGGGCUUACUCUCUUCAAUUUAUGUUUAGUUCAUUCAUGUGAUUGUAAAACUAAAGUUGGAUAGAUAUUAAAUAGAAAUUUGUUCUUUCA